GCCCGCCCUCCGCGGCGGAGCCAAUGGGAAGGCGGAGCGGAGUGUCCUCUCCCCCAGGUGGGCGGGACAGCGCUCCGACAGAGCCGGGCUCGGCAGGCAUGCGAGAGCCAGGGGCGCGGGAGGAGAGAGCGGGCCUGGGCGCCGCGAGGCCGCGGAAGGCAGCGCCCCCUGGGGCGGAGGAGGCCGAGGCCCGCUACGAUCCGUACGAGUGGUACAACGUGCGGGAGUGGAGCGGGCCGCGGGGCCCGGGCUCCGGCGGGAAGGGCCGCAGCCGCCGGGAGAGGGAGCUGCGCACCAACCGCCACCUCCCCGCCGGCCACGAGAGGAAGAUCGCCCAAAAGCUGCGCAACAGCCAGGCCAAGCGGCGCCGCCGGGAGCAGCGCGGGCCUCGCUCCACCCGGGCCGGGAGGCGCAGCGCCAGGGCUGAAUAGCAGACCGGAUGUUAAACUUCUUCCCGCAUUCCAACUGCUGUUCCCCUUAGAAAAAGGGAGCCCUGUUCAGGAAUGCUAUGCAAUGGGAUCUCCUUAACCUCACCUGCUGCACUGCUUAAAUACCAUGUCUUGCAGGACAAAUAAGUGACACCUUUUUCAAUAAGACCAAGGUCCUUGCAACUUUUUUUGCCUCAUCUUGUGUUAUUUUAUAUAAUGACAACAGUAUGCUAAGAACUUUACAGACAAAUAUGAAGCCAGGGUUUGGGUCUUGGAGACUUUACAUUUGAAGGCACUACAAGCAUAUCUUUUAGUAUGGAUGCUUGUGCCCAGGUGAAGCUUUAUCAAAGUCAGGGUUCCUUGCUAGUAGAUCCUGCUGCAGGGUCCAUAGAUGCAUGUUUUAAGUAGUCUUGUUGAACUCAAUGAGCUUACUCAGGUGUGUAAAAAUUUGCAAGAUUGGGGCCUUAAAUCUCUGGGUUGUUGAUUAAGGCCUUGAUUUUACAUGUGCAGGUGGAUCUCUUGUACUCACAAAGAACCCAGUUGAAGCUGGUGAAUGAGAGUCGUUGUGGGUACUGGGAUCCAACUGCACGUGUGAGUUUGGAAGAUCUGGGCUUAAGUGAUAGAGUUGUGAUUUUCAAAGCAGAAUAAAUUAGGGAGAUUUUGGGCAUCUUUAAAAAUCCCAGCCAGAAUGUUGAAAAGGACACCAUUACAUGAAAUCAAAGGGGUUGUUUUGUUUUUUUAAGGGGGAUUAAAGUAGUUUCAAAUUUUUUUUUUUUAAAUUUUCACUAUUUUCAAAAAUAUCUGUCCCUUAUUGCUGUUUGAAAGACCCAUACGAAUAGGGGAAGCUGACUACGGCCCCUAUCGUGCACAUGCUUAAUUUUACUGACAUGAGCAGUCCCAUUGUGUACUAUAAUAAGGGCUACUGCUGUGCUUAAAGUUACACACGUGCAAUUACAGUAGCAGCAAGGGGCUCUCAUCAGGAUCAGAACUCUAUUAUGCUAGAUGCUUCACAACUGUAACAGGCAUUGUAGAUAUGGUUCUUGCUCCAAAGAACAGGCACAUGAGUAGUCUCACAGUGAUUUACGUAGGCAUGUAAAACUGUGAGCAUAGAUGUUCGCAGGAUCUAGGACCUAAAAUACAGGGGCAACUACAUAUUAAGUGGGAUCAAAACCACAAAAUAAACUGAAAUAUACGUUCUCAUCAAGUUCUGUUGAUCUUAAGUGUUGUAACAACAGUAAAUUAACACACUCUUCUCUAAUUUGUAUUAAGUAUAUCCCUUUUAGCUGUCCUGUUAGGGCAAUGUUGGUGUUUUUCUUUGUUUUUAAAUGACUGGUUAUGUAUAUUGGCAUUGGGCUGUACGUAGUACCUUUUUAUGUACUGGUUAAUUGUAAAUAAAAUUUCUAAUAAAUGAAAGCUGUAUGAA
Messenger RNA from Mauremys mutica (yellowpond turtle), 1851 nucleotides. It is a transcript of the gene NUPR2, whose product is annotated as nuclear protein 2, transcriptional regulator. Gene Ontology annotation, biological process: negative regulation of cell population proliferation; negative regulation of cell cycle; regulation of transcription by RNA polymerase II. The record is from RefSeq and is a predicted model, not a curated record. Lineage: Eukaryota; Metazoa; Chordata; Testudines; Geoemydidae. The transcript has 2 exons. Bases 24 to 431 code for a protein of 135 amino acids. Gene Ontology annotation, cellular component: nucleus.